This is a messenger RNA of Pieris brassicae (large cabbage white), 6132 nucleotides long. RefSeq names its product alpha-mannosidase 2 (gene alpha-Man-IIb). Bases 160 to 3534 code for a protein of 1124 amino acids. NCBI's taxonomy places the organism in Eukaryota, Metazoa, Arthropoda, Insecta, Lepidoptera, Pieridae. The record is from RefSeq and is a predicted model, not a curated record. Gene Ontology annotation, biological process: protein deglycosylation; mannose metabolic process; N-glycan processing. Gene Ontology annotation, molecular function: carbohydrate binding; alpha-mannosidase activity. Gene Ontology annotation, cellular component: Golgi membrane. The transcript has 8 exons.
GCGUACUGCAUCGCUUGUCUGUAAUUGCUUUGCGGUAAAUAAAAUAUUUUAAUAUUUACGAGAGUAAUAUAAUUGAAAACUGCCACAAUUUGUUGGAAAAUCUACAUAACGAUGACCGAAGGUGCUGACUUUUAAAAAAAGCAAAUAAAUUUAAAUAACAUGAGAUCAACACGGUGGCUUCGUCGUCCUUUCUCCACCCGCUUCUUGAUCAUCUCAUUUUUGGCAAUAGCGUUUGCUAUCUAUUGCUAUUAUUAUAACGUGACGCUGGCGUCGUACCCAAAAUCAAGUAACACUAUAAGCAGUGAAAAGGUCAUCCAUCUAAAACGUAUCCGUGGUCAAGACUCUGUAAAAUUGCCACAAUGUCCGGUGGUCCGCGAGAGCGUGGCGGAGAUUGAUACAGUUUCCAUUUUCCCAUCAUUUGAGUUUCAGCCAAACUGGUUACGUACAAAAGAGUUCUGGGACCGUAGUUUUGAAGAGAGAUACGAGAAUAAUAAAAACGACAGUCGCCGUCCUAAGUUGAAGGUUAUCGUUGUACCGCAUUCUCAUAAUGAUCCUGGCUGGCUGAAGACGUUCGAACAAUACUUUGAAACGAAAACUAAAAAUAUAAUUGACAACAUAGUCAUGAAAUUGAACCAAUACCCGAAUAUGACUUUUAUUUGGACGGAGAUUUCUUUCUUAAACGCCUGGUGGGAGAGGUCUCAUCCUGUUAAACAAAAGGCUCUUAAGAAGUUGGUGAAAGAAGGUCGCCUUGAAAUAACUACGGGAGGAUGGGUAAUGCCCGAUGAAGCCUGUACACAUAUCUAUUCUCUAAUUGACCAGUUUAUAGAAGGGCACGUCUGGGUAAAAGCAAAUCUCGGAGUAACUCCAAAAAUUGGGUGGUCCAUAGAUCCAUUUGGCCAUGGAGCGACUGUACCUUACUUACUUGACAAAAGCGGUUUAGAAGGCGCCAUUAUCCAACGAAUUCACUACGCCUGGAAGCAAUGGUUUGCCCAGAGGCAAAUAGAGGAGUUUCACUGGAUGCCGGGAUUCUCAUCCGCUAAGCCUUCCCUAAUCGUUCACAACCAACCUUUUGACAUUUACUCAAUAAAAAGCACCUGUGGACCACACCCAGCCAUAUGUCUUAGUUUUGAUUUCAGAAAAAUUCCUGGAGAGUAUUCCGAAUACACCGCUAAACAUGAAGACAUUACAGAACAUAACCUUCACAGCAAAUCCAAAACACUCAUGGAAGAAUACGAUCGCAUUGGGACAUUGACAAAACACAACGUUGUUCUGGUACCAUUGGGAGACGACUUUAGGUAUGAGUACGGUAUUGAAUUUGAUGCACAAUACGUCAACUAUAUGAAAAUGUUUAACUAUAUUAACAAACACAAAGACCUGUUUGACGCUGAGGUCAGCUUUGGAACUCCCUUAGAUUACUUUAACGCCGUGAAAGAGCGUACUAAUGAUAUACCGACAUUAAGAGGGGACUUUUUCGUGUACUCAGAUAUAUUCAGCGAAGGGAAGCCGGCAUACUGGUCCGGCUAUUACACGACAAGGCCGUACAUUAAAAUAGUAGCUCGUCAAUUCGAACACCAACUACGAACCGCUGAACUCUUAUUUUCAUUGGUCUCAAACUUCUUGCGACAAUCUAAUAAACACAUGUUUGAAUCAUCAGAACGAAAACUCGAAAAGUACUAUGAACAAUUGAUAUACGCUCGACGGAAUCUUGGUCUUUUUCAACAUCACGAUGCGAUUACAGGUACUUCAAGAGCCAGCGUUAUGUAUGACUAUGGAACUAAACUGUUCACUAGUUUGUAUCACUGUAUUCGUUUACAAGAAGCCGCGCUUACCACCCUAAUGAUACCUGACAGUAAACUUCACACUCAAAGUAUUCUUCAAAGUGAACUGGAAUGGGAAAGUUACGGUAAACAACCGAAAAAAUUACAUAUUUCAGUAAUAGACAAGAAGAUUGUUGUCCUUUUCAAUCCACUUGCUGAAAAAAGAACUGAAGUCGUGACUCUUCGAUCCAAUACUACAAGUGUUCGCGUGUAUGAUACGCAUAAUAAAAAAUAUGUGCAGUAUCAAAUUACACCCAACAUUCAUGUGCUGGAUAAUGGAAGAUUUACAAUUAGUGAAGUCAAUUUCGAAGUCAGCUUUGUGGCCCAUUUGGACGCCCUGAGUGUUGUGACAUACAAACUCGAGGAACACACCAAUAAAUCGCAUCAUUGUACAGUUUUUUGCAAUAACUGUACAGAACAAAAAUAUGAUUCUGAAAAACAAAACAAUUUUGUCAUCGAAAAAAUGUUGCCUGGAAAUAUUCAACUGGAGAAUGAUGUAAUGAAAUUAUUAGUGGAUCGGAACUCUGGAUUCUUAAGACAAGUAUAUAGAAAAGAUAUAAGAAAAAAAAAUAUUGUGGACAUUCAAUUUGGGGCUUAUCAGAGUGCACAACGACAUUCCGGUGCAUAUUUAUUCAUGCCAGAUUUUGAUCCACCCGAAAAAGAUGUUCUAACAGCUUACAGCAGAGGAACAUCUCAAGAUGAAAACGUUGUCAUAGUGUCCGGACCGGUCUCCACAGAAAUUACAACAAUGUAUUUACCAUUUUUAGUUCAUACUGUUAGAAUAUAUAAUGUUGACGAUCCAGCUCUAUCCCAUGGUAUCUACGUUGAGAAUGUCGUUGAUUUUGAAAGUCCACCAAAGAAUAGGGACACCGAAUUGUACAUGCGAAUACAGACGAACUUACAGAAUGGGGAAGUACCAGAAUUUUACACAGACCAAAAUGGUUUUCAGUAUCAACGCAGGGUUAAAGUCGACAAACUAGGCAUCGAAGCAAACUACUAUCCUAUAACCACAAUGGCGUGGAUACAAGAUGACGAGACUCGCCUUACACUGCUUACUAAUCACGCUCAAGGUGCGGCAGCCUUCGAGCCGGGAAGACUUGAAGUAAUGUUAGAUCGACGAACUUUGUAUGACGACUUUAGAGGUAUAGGUGAAGGGGUCGUAGAUAAUAAACUAACAGUUUUCUCUAACUGGCUUUUACUGGAGCCUAUCAAUCCAAAAAUCACUAAAAAAGACAAACAUUCACAAAACUCAAGACAAUUUAAUGAAAAUCACGCAGAUACGUCUCCAAUAUACGAAUUACCUUCACGAACAGCCGAUUACUUGAGUAGAACACUUAACUAUCCUGUCAAUGCCUACAUAGUAGAUACCAGCGAAGUUGGGGAUAUUGAAGUAAAGUCAGGUCAAACGUUUUUAGAAAACUUCCCUCCUGGUGUCCAUCUGGUAUCGUUGCGUACAAUCACCGAUGAAGUGUUAGAACAAUUUCCAAGCAAUUCGUGCUUUUUUAUAAUCCAUAGACCGGGCAUCAGCUGCAAUGUCGGAGAUUCAAUGUUAAACCCAAGUACACAUUUUACAGGCGACACAAAUUUCGUUGGGUUAAACGUCAAUGCUUUAGCGUCAGUGAGCUUGACUGGUAUGAAAACGUUUGAAAAUCUCACUAGCUUAGCAAACAUCACUUUAAAUCCGAUGGAAGUUAAGACUUAUAGGAUUCGAUUUUAGAACUGUAGAGACAUUUAUAGGGUAAUAUAUGGGUGUUUAGCCAUUUAAAAUGACGCAUUUAUGUCGUUGAAAACUGUAAUAGUAGAAAACGUUGACGCGAUAAGUGUUGCUUAUCUAUUAGUAAAUUAUAGAUGCAUAAUAAUUAAGUAUAUUUGUAUGUCUUGAAUGCUUUUAUUAAUUUUAUUUGUAAGAGGUGAAUAAUCAUCAAUGGUGCGCAAUCGACACUGACUGGAAAUCAUGUAGAAACUUUAUUCCCAGUAAUAUUUUAACCCGAGUUAAAGUACACCACCAUUGUACCGAGUCCGUCAUAAUUCAUCUAUGCACUAAUAUACUUUGUUGACAUUUUGUGAUGUCUCGAUUUACUACAAAAAUCUACCUCAAGACCAAAUAGUAUAGUACUAUAAACGAUGCGAUUUUUUAAUAAUAAUUUAGUUAUAAUUUUAAUGUUUGACUUUCAGUGAAUAUAAAGCGAGUAUUUUUCCAAUUUAUCAGACGGAAAUUAUUCUAUUCCGAGUGAAUUAGUAAAAUAAGAUGCAACAGUAUGAAACAGUUACUUCAAAAGUAUUCCUUAUUCAUAAAAAUCAGUUUAAGCAAAAAAUUAAAAAAUACAAAUUUCUCAUUACAGAGUUUGACAGUGCAAUUAGAUUUAUUUCGUUUUUUUAAUGGGGGGGGGGGGGGGUAUAUCUGCUAACAUCUCAAAUACAAAUAACAUAUUUUAAAAUGUCAAUUCCAUCAUUUUAUCACUUGAGAAUAACAUAGAUGUACAAUUUUAUAUACUGCAUUUAUAUUUAUUAACAGCAAUGAAUUAUUUGUAUCAAUUUUUUUGAAUAUAUUUUUAAAUAUUUAGGUUUAGUUGGGACACAUUAUUGUGGUUCAACUUCUUGUAAGUGAUUCGUUGUGAUUUUUUUAGCUAAACAUUACUAGCGAUUUCUCGUUGUAGAAAAUUGCGUAAAAAAGAUAACCAUAUCAUAGUUAUUUUAGAUCAGCGUCUCUACUAUGUUUAUUUAUUUGACGAUUUGUUAAUUCUUUGGGUUUUAAGGUAAGUUCAGAGUCAAGACUUAUCGUCAAUUUCCGUGCGUUAAAUACGUAUUCGAUGUAUAAUACGGCAGUAAUACACGCUAAAGAUAAUACGCGUGUCUUACCAGUUUAAAUAUGUAAUUUGAAUAAAAUCAUUAAAAAGUAACAAUUAAUAGUCUGCGCGAAAGGAUAGACGUCAUGACGGUGCGAACUUGUGGACAGUAUAAUUCUUAUUUGCUACGUGUCAUUUAAUUUAUUCACAAAAGUUAGUCUUAGGUUUUGUUUCACAAUGUAUGGAUAAAGUACCUAAUAGCUAUGCAACACAAAUUAUUUGGAAGAUAAAAGUUCCGAAUAAGAAACUUCGCGUUUCAUCGGACUCAUAACUUAUGAUGGACUUUAUGUGACGAAUAGCGCAGCGCUAUCUAACAGUCGUGAAACGCAACAAUAGUGUAUAUCCUAAGUUACAAUAAGAAAUACAUAGCUAAUUUGGAACGUAUCCGUACAUUGUGAAACAGACCCUUAGUGUUUUAUUAUAUCUAGUGUACUGUGUUGUUAACGUAACGAAGAAGGUAAGUUAGCACUACAGCGACCUCAAAUCACACAUGGUUUGCUUCCCGCACAGACCAAUAGUUUAUUAAAUCUUGUAAUCUGCGACUAUUUUAAUAUCCACAUAUUCCUGUAGAUGGCAUUGUGCGUUUAUUUAUUAAAUUUUAUUUGUUAAAACACCAUCUGCAUUUAAACAUGCUAAUCACUUGAAGCGAAUAAAUAUACUUUAUAACUAUACGAGAACUUUUAAGUUUUUAUGAAAGUAUUAAUUUCUUCAUCAAAUUAUUUUUCCAACGUGACAAACAAAUACAAUUUAAUACCUAACACUAACCGUAUUAUGUAAAUGAAUAAUUUAUUUUAGAAAUCCUGAAUGUGACUGUAGUAAUUUUAUCUAGUCUUAUUCGUUCGUAGAAGAUAUUGUACGCAGCAGUAAGUUUUACGUUUACGUUAUAUUAAUAUAUUUUGUGUGCUAAUAUGUGUGAUAUCCAUUAUUAUUAACGUCAGAAUAAGGACUAAUCCAAUUAUAUUGUUGAAUAGUGUUUAUUUAUUAAUUUUGUGUGUAUAGUAUAAGAUAUUAAAAUGCAGGCUGAUAACAAUAGAUAGUUAGGCUAAUCCAGAAUACAGUUUAUAAUCAACUUCUAAAUCACCUUAAUUGUAGUAAGUUCUAUCUUGGUUUCAGCCCGCAUGUUAAUAAGACUCAACUUAAUCAAUUUAAUUGUAUUUAAAUUAUGCUUUUAACAUUGAGUACAAUUACUACAUAUUCCUUUCAUAAUAUUAUUUAAUAAUGGGGCACAAUACGUAUUUAGAAAAUAAAAAAUUACUUUAAGAUUCUGACUAGGAAGAUAAUUUCGAUUGUAAAUUUUGCGUAUGAAUGGUAUAAUAAAAUAAAAACUUGUUUACAAAAUGACGUUUAUUCCCAUUGAUUUAGCCAUUAAACCAAAAAUUAUUGUUAAUUAAAAUUAUCAUUAAUAAUUAGAAUUCUAAAAUUAAAAUAUAACCUAAUCGUAAAAACAUUACUUUUCAAUACAUAAUUCU